Messenger RNA from Macrobrachium nipponense, 1989 nucleotides. RefSeq lists its product as uncharacterized. NCBI's taxonomy places the organism in Eukaryota, Metazoa, Arthropoda, Malacostraca, Decapoda, Palaemonidae. The coding region runs from base 1 to 1989 and encodes 662 amino acids. The record is from RefSeq and is a predicted model, not a curated record. The transcript is spliced from 2 exons.
AUGGAUGCAGACAAUUGUAGUAAUGCACUCAUUUUGUAUGAGGCUGCUAUAAGUGAAAUCGAACGGCGUUUGAAUGAGGUAAAACGUGUUGAACAGUUGUCUACAGCAGUAAUUAAGCUGCGUUUAGGGUCCCUUCAGAAAGCAGCUGAUUCACUACAGACAGCCGCUUCUGAAUAUUAUAAGGAGAUUAAUGGUCGAGAAUUAGUAAAUGCUAUAACGAGGACUAACGGUUACCUCUCUAGCGCAGACAAUAAAAUCUCCAAACUCACCGAUCGGUUAGCAGUACCCACACCCGCGCCCGCCCCACCGCCCGCGCCCAUACCUGUUAAUCCGACACCUGCGGUACCUGCUACCCCUAGUAUUCCACAACCUAAGUUGCCUCAAAUUACGAUACCUACUUUUGAUGGCAAAAUUGAGCAGUGGUAUCCUUUUUGGACUGUUUUUAAAGCAGUUAUUCAUGAUAGGCAGGACAUGAAUGAUGUCAUCAAGUUUACUAUGCUGAAUAGUUAUCUUAAGGGUAAAGCACGCGAAACCGUUGAGGGUUUAGCUAUAACUCCAGCUAAUUAUACUGCAGCAAUAAGCUUACUGAAAACUCGUUUUUCCAACGUUGGGAAAUUAGAAGAGAACUUAAGAAAUCGGCUGUUAAGUUUACCGCACCCUGAGCAUGAUGCAGAGCAAUUGAUGGAUUUCCUUAUGAAAUGGAAUAGCAUCGUUCAUCAGUUAGACGCUUUACCAGGUAUUAUGAGCGGCGACUCUAAUGAGAAAGCAAUUAUCAAGCGGUGUUUAUCAAAGGAAACAUUGCAAGCCUUGUAUCAGACAUAUAAUACUUGUGAACUUAGUGUAGAUCAAUUGAGAAAGGGCAUUGAGAAAUUAAUUGAGCGUUUAGGUAGAAGUAAUAUGCAUAACCCCACGCCAUCACCGUCCAACCCAGUUAAGAGUGGCAAGGAUCGUAACACAAGUUCACUAUUACCUAAUGCUACGAGCGUCAAUGUAAAUUCGUCUCGGCAACCUUCUAGCACCAAAUCAGGUCGUAGUAGAGUUGAUAAUAAGCCUAUAGAAACUGCUCAAUCGCAGCCUAGUUUCAGUACUAGUCAGAAAUCUGUGGCCACGAGUAAUCAGAGUAAUUCUCAGAAUAAUGUUAACAGUAAUCAAGUAACUGUGAAAAAUGUAGCAUCUCUUCGACCGACAGCAUUACCGACAGCCACCCUUCUAUUGAGUAAUGAUGGGAAUCGGAUCCCGGUUCGAGCAUUUUUAGUCAGCGGAUCUCAAAGAACGUUCAUUAACCCAGAUGUUGUUGAGAAAUUGAACUUAGUGCCCAUAAAACAAGUGGAACUUACAUUAAUUCCGUUUGGAGAUAAUGUUGAAACUAAAAUGUUUGAUGUAGUAAGAGUAAUAGUUCGAGCAGGUACUAAACGUAUCAAAUUAAAUGAAGUUGUUUGUAAUCAUGUUAACACUUCCAUACACACACCUGGUCUACACAACGUGUAUCUACGAUUGCAAGAACGAGGUGUUAAACUGGCAGAUAAGAAUAUUGAAUCAGAUACCCUCAGUGAUAUAGGUUUGAUUAUUGGUGCUGAUUAUUAUAAUGCAUUUGUGUAUUGUCACGAUAAAUAUGAUGAUGUAUGUUUGCUUGGUAGCACUGCCGGUGCUGUUAUUUUUGGUCCUAUACCCAAUUGGGCUUGUAAUGUUAUCAGUGAUGAUGAAAAUGUAAGAUCUGUAAUAAAUACACAGAGUAUAGUUUGCUCGAGAGUCACUGCUUCUAUAAAUCCUCUUGAUGGUGAGGAUAUUUCUAGACUGUGGUCAUUAGAUACGAUCGGCAUUGGGAAGGAUGCGCGAUCCUAUAACGACCAAGCAGCGAUCGAACAUUUCAAUGAGACUAUUGUAAAGACUGAUAACAAAUAUACGAUUGAUUUGCCAUUUAAGAGCGAUGCCAGACCCCCUACGGGUUAUAGAAAAGCCUUAGGUCAAUUAUAUUCACUUAAGUCUUAA